Messenger RNA from Arctia plantaginis, 1932 nucleotides. The record is from the annotation of a GenBank genome assembly. NCBI's taxonomy places the organism in Eukaryota, Metazoa, Arthropoda, Insecta, Lepidoptera, Erebidae.
AUGAAUAUUUUUCAACACUUGGUACUAAGUAUUUUGUUUAUAAAUAAGCAUAUUUUUGGAGAGCACAAUUCAGAUAUCUCUCUGCCGUUACCGUUCUCCUGCCAACAGUUAGCUAAACAAGUCUACCUAGGCUCCAAAUUUAGCCUACUAAACGUACCUUCUCAAGCAGUAACGUAUUGGGUUCAUGGCAAAAACUAUAAAAAAGGCGAUGGCGGAACUUGUCCUUGCAAUGACACAAUCCGAGUGAGUGCAUUAAAAGACGAUAGUGACGAGUUAUAUGUAACUCUAGAGAAAAAACAGAACGAAAUAUGUGCGACAAGACAGCUGAUAAAACUAAAAGGAGAUCACCGAUGCACUAAUGAGGACCUAGCAAAAUAUAGUCACAAGACUCAUGAUUACCGCAGUUAUGGCUUCAGUGAACGUGGUGUUGUGUUUGAUGUAGACUGGCAGAAAAGGUGUGAAUUAAUUGUUGGAUCAAAACAAGUGUUCAAAUGUAAUCAUGGUGGCGAUGAGAACUCUACAAUACAGUGGUACCAAGAAUUUAAUCAUGGUAAUGUUAACCCUGUACCAAUAGGCGAUAGAAGCACAGUAACUAUGAGAAUCGACGAUUUAGAUGAGAACACAGCUUUUGUCUGUUACCAGAAAGUUGGACAAUUUGGUAAAAGUAAAGAGAUUGUUCGUUAUCCAAUUAAAAUAUCAACAAUAAAUUCAUCACGCAUAAUACCAAGGUAUUACAAUGAAACUUCUGAGAUCCGUUAUUCGUGUGAAAAAAAUCCAGAGCAUGAAGGAUAUACUCUUGUAAUGUUAAUACAGAACAAAGUUUUUAAAAACGUAACUCAAUAUUCGGGUCCAGUACAACUGAAAUUGAAAGAAGAAGAUAGCGGCUCUAUAUUCAGUUGUGUAAAUAUUAUACAAAAACCAUUAGAAAUUGAAAGAAAUAUUUCUAAAAAAGAGAUGUUUAUCUUCAAAAGAGAGCCGCAUGUAAGGGACUUAUCAACCACAACAAGACAUGUUACUACUUGCUGGAAUAAUGUAAAGAAACCAGAAACAUCAUUUCAAGUCACUAGCACUCCGGAACCAGAACCUGUGUCCUCAAAAGUUGGAGAAGAAAAAGUUUUAACAUGUAGCCAUAAUGAUUCAUAUUCUUCUACACGAAUGGCGUGGCAUCAUUACUUUCCUAAAGGAAACGAGACUUUAUAUUAUCCAACGAUUACGGACGUCAAAACAUACAAAUUUGAACUAACGCUGGAAGAAUUUGAUGAUGAUACCGUUUUUACAUGCGUCAUGAGUCAAAACCCGUUAAAUAAUCAAACACAUGUAACAAAAUCGUCGGUUAUAAAUUCAACAACGGAUGUUUCACACAUAAAUGAAAAAUACUAUAAUGAGGAAACUAUACUUGAAUUUAAUUGCAGCCAGUUUGCUUCAUUUUAUUAUUUAUUACUGGUAAAACCUGACAAAUAUAUAAGCAUAUUUUCACAUGAAAAAGGGACAAAAAUGAAAUUCACUAAAUCCGAUAAUAAGUCGAUUUUAUAUUGUCUGUAUAUUGUACCAGAAAAUGAAAUACACUAUAAAAAGGUUACAAGACAUGUAAAAAAAAUAGCCUUACUCAUAUAUCAAGAGAAGAAAGAAGAAAAUUUCAAAACUUACUUCUUUAUAGGAGGUGCUAUAACUGGAACAAUUGUUCUUUCAAUUAUUUCUAUUUUAUUUUGGAAAUGUUGUAACAAGUCAAAAAAAACUGCUUCUGACAAUUAUAACGAGGACACGGGACGAUUAACGUAUGCCGAGCUAGACCUACGCCAUGUACCGAUCAAUAAUCAAAAACCCAGAGUAGAAGAGACACCCUAUGCUGAAAUUAUCCGGUGUGAAAAUAAACCAUAUCAAGACUAUCAAAUAAGACCAGAAAAUACGGAAUCCCCAUACGCUAAUUGUUGA